Penicillium diatomitis is the source of this 5442-nucleotide messenger RNA. RefSeq names its product phospholipase D (gene pld3). The record is from RefSeq and is a predicted model, not a curated record. The coding region runs from base 1 to 5442 and encodes 1813 amino acids. Gene Ontology annotation, biological process: cell motility. NCBI's taxonomy places the organism in Eukaryota, Fungi, Ascomycota, Eurotiomycetes, Eurotiales, Aspergillaceae. The transcript has 3 exons. Gene Ontology annotation, molecular function: catalytic activity; phosphatidylinositol binding.
AUGGCCGACGCUCAAAUACCGCCGUCCCACGAGCAGACCGCGGACGGCGGAGCGCAAAGCGAGAAGAGCUUAAAGUCCGAGACAGGCCUCGCAUCCGGCGGCCCAAAGCUGGCUUCGUCCUUUCCCUCCCCUACCGAUUCCUCCCGACUCGCUUUUCUCAAACAGCAUCCGCCGGCGGAUGUCGUCCAGACCGGCGCGAACCAGACUGGAGAAGAGAUGCGGUCAUCGGGAGGAGCUGUCGACCCGAACGAAGAGGCCCAACCUUUGACCCCGGGCUUCAACUCGCUCCCGAGCAAUCAUCCCUCCCCUCGAAGUCGGCAGCCAAACAAUGACAGAGCCUCGUCGGUGACCCGCAAUACUCAUCAGCCCUCGCUGGGCGGACUGUCGCCGUCAUCUCGUACGCCGAGUGUCCAGUUCCGCGACACCGACAAUGAAGCCCCUGACGCACAUACCCCACAGGGUCCGUCCCGACCCUCUUCGGUGCAUGGAGACGAUGGAGAGCAACCACGGGGCAGAUCAUUCAUGACAAGACUCAAGUCUCUAGCCGGAUCUCAGCCGUUUACAUCCCAUUCACGGUCCGCCAGCGGAGCGACCAUUGGGGAUGUGAGACCGGUACAACAAUCAGACUUGAUCACACCGGGCUCGGAGCGUGGUGAAUUCCGCUUCCCGGAAACGCUGACUGAGGAAGGGAGCGAUGUGGAUGCCGAUGCAGAGGAAAGUGGAGGCGAGCAGCAGUCUGGACGCCCAAGACGGAAAAGAUAUCUACGUCGUCGUCGACAGACGGACGAGGAGACUGGAAAUCGAACCGCGCCCACGACGCCCAGAGCGACCCGCCGGCCUUCCUUCCACUUUUCGUCCUCAUUCGCGCCUUUCGAAAACUACCGGACCAACCUCUUUCCUCGCAGAGCCAGCACGAAUGAUUUCAUCCCCCAACCUCGCGAAGGUGUAUCCGAGGACGAGGGUCGUGCCCAGCUGAGUAGGCGCAAAAUGACCAGCCGCGGAUUCUCGUACAUGGGCCGACACCAAAAUAAUGGUACCAACAAUGGGACACAGGAUGAGAGUUAUCGGCCCAGCCAACUGAGACGCAUGACUGGGUUAGGGGGUCCUUCAGACAACAAUGAGAGUUUGACAGCGACGUGGAGACGUCAUCGAAAUGAACGAGGCACCAGUGCGAGUGCCCAGCGUUGGAGACAGAUCAAAGCUGGUCUUAAACUGAUCGGUCAACGACGCAGGCCCGAGAACGCCGUCGAUACCAAAAAGUCCGCAGAACUACUAGCAGAGCUUUCGUCUGCAGUGCCUGCUGCCUUGAUUUUGGCCAGCGCGUUUCAACGGGACGAACACGGAAGCAAACGGAUCCCAAUUCUUCUCGAGCAACUCAAAGUCCGUGUUACGGACAGCCGGAUCGACUCCCACUCAGGUGAUCGUCAUUUGGUCUUCCGCAUUGAACUGGAGUAUGGAAGCGGCAUGACACGCAUGAAGUGGAUUAUUUUCCGAACAUUGAGAGAUUUCGCCAACUUGCAUCUCAAAUACAAGCUUCAUCUGGGAACGCAAAAAUACAUCCAAUUACGAACAAGCGAGAACAGUCCAAGCCUCCCGCGUUUCCCACGAAGUGCCUUCCCGUACAUGCGCGGAGUUCGUGGAUUGGAAAGCGAAUUCGAAGACGAAGAGGAAGACGGAGCAUAUGAGACUGAGGCCCCUAGUGGGACUGAAAGAACUCCCAAGAAGAAGGGCAAGGGCCCGCAGACCCCGCGCAGACCGUCGCAGGGUCUUUUGCGAAGGAUGUCUAGCAUUGUCAACCAAGAAGGAGGCGAACCGGGUGCUGGUGCUUCGUCGACACUUGACGGAGCUGGAGGGCGGCGGGAAACGUAUCCUGAAAGGCAACGGAAGAAGCUCGAGUUGUACCUACAAAAGAUGAUUAGAUUCCUGAUCUUCCGUGCGGAUAGUAAUCGUCUUUGCAAGUUCCUUGAGCUCUCCGCGCUUGGCGUGCGUCUCGCAGCUGAAGGCAGCUACCAUGGCAAAGAGGGAUUCCUCAUCAUUCAAUCCUCCAAGGGUCUUGAUUUCCGUCGCGCUCUUACGCCGGCACUCAUCAAGAAACGACACUCGCCCAAGUGGUUCCUUGUCCGCCACAGCUACGUGGUGUGUGUCGAUUCACCCGAAGAGAUGAAUAUUUACGAUGUCUUCUUGAUCGACGCGCAUUUCAAGAUGCAAACGCAGAAGAUGAGUCUGCGGAAUCAAAAGGCGAAGGAUCUGGCAAAGUCAGCCAAAGAGUCGGCGCGGCAUCCUCAGCACCACACCCUUCGACUUCAAAAUUCCGAACGCAAGCUGAAAUUGCUGGCUCGGAAUGAACGCCAACUGCUGCAAUUCGAGGAAUCAAUUCGAUUCAUGGCGGAGAAUACACCGUGGAUGCAGCCGAAUCGAUUCGACAGUUUUGCUCCGGUGCGUCAAAAGUGCUUUGCGCAAUGGCUGGUCGAUGGUCGAGACCACAUGUGGGUGGUGUCGAGAGCCAUCAACCAGGCGAAGGAUGUUAUUUACAUUCACGACUGGUGGCUGAGCCCAGAGCUGUACAUGCGUCGUCCCGCGGCCAUCAGCCAAAAGUGGCGUCUGGACCGUCUGCUACAGAAGAAAGCUCGGGAGGGCGUCAAGGUCUUUGUGAUCAUGUACCGCAACAUCAACUCUGCGAUUCCAAUCGACUCAGAAUAUUCCAAAUUUUCGCUCCUCGAACUUCACCCAAACAUCUUUGUCCAAAGAUCUCCCAACCAGUUCCGCCAGAACACGUUCUUCUGGGCGCACCACGAAAAACUUUGCCUUAUCGACCACACUCUGGCUUUCGUGGGAGGGAUUGAUCUGUGUUUCGGCCGCUGGGACACGCCUCAGCAUUCUCUGACUGAUGACAAGCCUACUGGCUUUGAAACCACGGAAAUGCCCAAAGAUGCCGACCACUGCCAGCUGUGGCCUGGAAAGGAUUACUCUAACCCUCGCAUCCAAGAUUUCUACGACCUCGACAAGCCUUACGAGGAGAUGUACGAUCGUUCUGUGGUACCUCGUAUGCCCUGGCAUGAUAUUUCCAUGCACGUCGUUGGGCAGCCGGCGCGAGAUUUGACGCGUCACUUUGUACAGCGUUGGAACUACAUUCUCCGCCAACGAAAGCCGACUCGACCGACACCCUUCCUUCUUCCUCCCCCGGAUUUCAAUCCGGCUGACCUGGAAGCCCUGGGUCUGGAUGGAACUUGCGAGGUUCAGAUUCUCCGUUCCAGCAGCAUGUGGUCCACAGGUACACCCGACGUCACUGAGCACAGUAUCAUGAAUGCCUACGUCAAGAUGAUUGAAGAAUCUGAGCACUUUGUCUAUAUUGAGAAUCAGUUCUUCAUUAGUACAUGCGAGAUUGACGGCAGAAAGAUUGAGAAUCUGAUUGGCGACGCUCUGGUGGAGAGAAUUGUUCGCGCGGCCAAGAAUGAGGAGGCCUGGCGUGCGGUGAUCGUGAUUCCGCUGAUUCCUGGUUUCCAGAACACCGUGGAUAGCGAGGGCGGUACUAGUGUGCGUCUGAUCAUGCAAUGCCAGUACCGUAGUAUCUGCCGCGGCGACACUUCGAUCUUCGGACGCCUCCGCGCGCUAGGCAUUGAGCCCGAGGACUACAUUCAAUUCUUCAGUCUGCGAACAUGGGGCAAGAUCGGCUCGCAGAAGCAAUUGGUGACUGAGCAACUGUACAUUCACGCCAAGUGUAUGGUUGUGGAUGAUCGUGCUGCUAUUAUUGGAUCUGCGAACAUCAACGAACGUUCGAUGCUGGGAUCGCGUGAUUCAGAAGUCGCCGCCAUCGUCCGAGACACUGAUAUGAUUUCGUCCACCAUGGCUGGCAAGCCGUAUCUUGUUGGUCGAUUCCCGCACACCCUGCGUAUGCGGUUGAUGCGAGAGCAUAUUGGUAUUGAUGUGGACGAGCUUUUGGAGCAUGACAUUUCCACCGAGGAGGAACUCCGCAAGAUUCAGGUCGCCGAAGAAGGCCCACAGCCGGCCCAGCGCCGAGAGCGUCGCGAAUCCGAGUCGUCCAUUAUUGAACGACAGGAUGAGCGAGAAAUGAUGGAGCGUCGUCACCGUGUACAAGAUGAGUUCCUCUCGCGAUCGGAGAAUAUGCACAGCUUCAACCAUGACGUCGACUGGGAGCAGGGCAAGAAUCCCAAUCUCAAGAGCAACCGACGUCUCACUGCAGACCCACGUGUGACCGAUAACCAAAGCCAUCAGAAGGAUGUCGAUGGCGAAGGCGUUGAUCACCUGACGGAGGCGCAGAAGGCUGGAUUGGGAGUGGCUCGUGAUUCUCAGAUGACCCCGGAUGGCAAGGAAUACCUGGUCUCGCCUAUUGCCUCUGAAGGCAGGGGUACUCUUGAGCAACCGAAGCGUGUUUCCCAGCGAAAGCCCUCGCAGGCCACAUCCACCAGCAAUGGUGGGAAGCCUAGCGUGACAUUUGACACGAGUCGCGAUUCAGACCCGAGCACCAACUCGGAAACUCUGGGUCAGCGACAUGCCACAUCUGACCCUCUCAGCCGCGAAACCUGUGUUGGGUCCGGGGGUGGCUUGGGCGUGAGCAAGGAGACGCAGGAAGACUCUGCAUAUGGGGACCCUCAUAUUCCCGAGCUGAAGCGCAUCUUUGUCGACAAGGACUGCAUGCGAGAUCCUGUCAACGAUGCCUUUUAUUUGGAUACGUGGCAAGCCCUGGCGGAAAAGAACACCAAGAUCUACCGCUCUGUAUUCCGAUGCAUGCCCGACAGCGAGGUCAAGAGCUGGAAGGAAUACAAGGAGUACGCUGCGUAUGGCGAGCGUUUUGCAGAGAUGCAGAGCCAGUCAGCGGGUAAGCCUGGUGCCGCGGCCUCCUCCGCCACGCAGAAACCGAACGGUGUUUCCAGUGUCGAAGGCCAAGCGAACGGCUCAACUUCGCCUCUCACUAGUGUCAAGUCCGAAGGCUUUGGCAGUGAACUCAAGAGUGGGGGUGGCCCAACUGUCGACGAGAAGAUUGGACUAUCCAAGGCCGCCACCGAGCCGGCUGAGCUUGUCGUUUCACCAGGGACGGAGACCAUGUCCCCCACAGACGAGAAACCAUCGAAGGUGACAACCGAGCCUCAAAUACCCAACCCUGCCACCAACGAGGAUGGCCGUACCGCCGAAGACUCGGAGAAACCCCGUACCAACUCGGGUCCUGUCGAUUACUCCGAGGCUAUCAACUUGAACUCGGCUUCGCAGUCUCGCCGACGUCGACGACGCGCCACCACUAUUGGAUCCAAGGGCGGCAUUCAUGCGUCAGAAGAUGUGUUGGAUAAAACACGAGCGGAAGAUCUUUUGAACAAGGUUCAAGGUCAUUUGAUCAUGUGGCCUUACGACUGGCUUGAGAAGGAAGAACAAGGUGGAAACUGGCUAUACGCUCUGGACCAAAUCUCGCCUUUGGAAAUUUACAAUUAA